This is a messenger RNA of Oppiella nova, 708 nucleotides long. The record is from the annotation of a GenBank genome assembly. Lineage: Eukaryota; Metazoa; Arthropoda; Arachnida; Sarcoptiformes; Oppiidae.
AUGGGAGACCUCAUUGUCAUUACAAUCAACUAUAGACUCAAUUUGUAUGGAUUCCUAUACACCGGCGCCCAUAGUAUUGCCACAAACGCCGGAAUGUAUGACCAAAUGCUGGCCCUUCAGUGGAUCCGUCAACACAUCCACCACUUCGGCGGCGAUCCCUCGAGAGUCACACUAAUAGGACAGUCGACUGGCGCCCAAUCCGUGGGUUUCCACAUAUUGUCGCCAAUCAGUAGUCGACUCUUCAAUAGCGCGAUACUCAUCAGCGGAUCCCCUCUCGAGCGCCGGUGGCUCUCAGCGCCAGAUAAUGCCAAACAGUUUUGGAUGAGUUAUGCCAAAGAUGUCGAGUGUUUGGGAACCGAAGUCUCUAUUAAUGCAAAAGUUGUGAACUGUUUAUUAAAACUCAAUAGAAAUCAAUUGCUGUCUAUGACUGACAUCAAGCGCUAUACUGUCGACCCUUUCGUAGUGUCGGCGCCGGUAGUGAUUGACCAGCAGUUCAAUAGCGAUCUGUCACUACAGGCGCCCAUUAGUGGCAAUAUAUCGGUGCUCUUUGGAUAUACCGAUGACGAGGGGUCGUGGGGUUUGGCACUGGAGGACAGACACCGGUUCGGACCGACUGUCCCACAGAAUAUGACUUUCAAUGAGACUCUCAUUAAACUCAAAGAAUUUGUUCAGAAAAUCAAAUCAAAUACAGACAAUCAAAUCGAUGGC